Molecule: messenger RNA, 3615 nt
Organism: Cynara cardunculus var. scolymus (artichoke)
Lineage: Eukaryota; Viridiplantae; Streptophyta; Magnoliopsida; Asterales; Asteraceae
Product: disease resistance protein RML1B-like
Exons: 6
Coding region: 1-3462 (1153 amino acids)
Biological process (GO): signal transduction; defense response
Molecular function (GO): ADP binding
Source: RefSeq, a predicted model, not a curated record
AUGACUCCCAUCCAUAAUCCAUCUCCCAAAUCAUUCAUCAUGUUUGUUCCUUCUUCAUCAGCUCCUGAUCAUAAAUUCGAUGUAUUUUUAAGUUUUAGAGGUUUCGACACUCGUCUUAAUUUCACUGAUCACCUUCGUAAGGCGCUCACCGGUGCUAAAAUCACUGCCUUUUACGAUGAUCACGAGAUUGAAACCGGAGAAGAUCUGAAACCGGAAUUGGAGAAUGCAAUCAAAGCAUCAAGGGCUUCUAUUACCGUCUUGUCUAAGAAUUAUGCCUCUUCCACAUGGUGUCUUGAUGAACUGGUAUUGAUCCUCGAACAACCCUCCGACCAUAUUAUUGUCCCCAUCUUCUAUCACGUCGAGCCCACCGACGUCAAGAAGCAACAAAGCAGUUUUGGAGAUGCAAUGACAAAGCAUAGACAGAGGAUGGAGGCUGAGACAAAUGCAGAGAAAAAAAGUCAGUUGGGUCAAAAACUGGAUCUAUGGAGUGCAGCACUUACAAGAAUUGGGAAUUUGAAAGGACACAAUGCAAAGGGCCGGCUAGAGACGGAGUUGCUUGAAGAAAUUGUGUCCAACAUCCAUCGUAGAUUAGGUGUUCCCUUAAGUAUUGCUCCCCCAGUCCUUAUCGGCAUGAAAAGUUACAUUAAGUUCAUUAGUUUAUGGUUGAAAAAUGGAUCUUCUGAUACUGUUGACAUCCUCACAAUUUUAGGCAUGGGUGGAAUUGGGAAGACAUCUUUAGCCAAAAAUGUCUAUGGGUUACAUUGUCGUAUGUUCCAGAGAAGCAGCUUUAUUGAAGAUAUUGGUAAGAGUGACCAACGCACCAUCUUGCUUGAUUUACGAAAAAGACUUGGGGGUGAAAAUACAAGAGCAACUUCAAUUCAAGUUCAAUAUGAUUUUGUAAACGUCUCUAGGAUUGAGAAUGUAAUAGCCCAAAAGAAGGUGUUUCUGGUUCUUGAUGGUAUUGACAGAGUUGAUCAGUUGGAUAUGUUGAUUGGAAACACACGUUUUCAUCCGGGAAGUAAAAUCAUAAUAACGACUAAUGAUGCAUCUUUAACGCCUAAGUGUGCAUUAUUCAAAGAGGAACCUAAACCCAAGCAUGUACAGCUCUUGCUCAGAGGCUUAGAUAAGAUUGAAUCGCUAGAGCUUCUAAGUUCUCAGGCAUUCAUGUGCAAAAAUCCCAAGGAAGGUUAUGAAGAGGUGUCGAAUAAACUUGUGGAGUAUUGUGAAGGGCUUCCAUUGGCUCUUAAAGUUUUGGGCAAGUCUUUAUGUAACCGAACUGUAGCUCAAUGGGAGGAUUUCAUACAAGUGCUGCAGAAUGAAAUUAGUUCUCAUAUAAAAGAUAACUUGCAAAGGAGCUUUGACACACUGCCAUUUAACAAUGAUAAGGAACUAUUUAAGCAUAUUGCUUGCUUUUUUGUUGGAAAAGAUAGAGAAUCAACUGAAACAAUACUAAAGGCAUGUAAGAUUCCUACAGUAGCCGGGAUCAAGAAUCUCAUUGAUAGAUGUCUUCUCAGGAUUGAAGGGGAUAACAAGUUGAUGAUGCAUCAAUUGCUUCAAAAAAUGGGAAGAGAUGUAGUACGUCAUGAAUCACUUAAGAAGCCAUGGAAACGUAGUCUCUUAUGGUGUAAUGAAGAAUCAUUCAAAGUUUUGAAAUAUAAAAAGGGUAAGGGAAAUCUUCUAGGCCUUGCGCUUGAUGUGAGAAUGCUUGAGAAAAAGUUACAUUCAUCAAGUGAGUUGCAUACAGAAGCAUUGAGGAAGAUGGAUAAUCUAAUGCUUCUACAACUCGAUUAUGUGCAACUCAAUGGGUCCUAUAAAAACUUUCCAGAAGAAUUACGAUGGUUGUGUAUGCAUAGGUUUCCAUUACAGUCUAUACCUUUAGACUUACCCAUGGAGAAUUUGGUUGCUCUUGACAUGUCUUAUAGCAAUUUUGAAUCUUUUGGCAUGUCUUUUAGUAACCCGCAUCAACUUGAGAAUAGGCCAAGGUUAACUGAGUCAUGCUCAAAAGGUGGUAAACAAUUGCUCGGAUCAUUGAAGAUUCUUGAUCUAAGUUUCUGUGAACAACUUCGUACUCUGGGUGGCUUUCUUGAAUUCCCUGCCCUUGAGAGAUUAAUACUUGUAAAAUGCAAAGAAUUGACUGAGGUUUGUGGAACAAUUGAGAACUGUGUUAAACUUGUUCUUAUUGAUUUGAGUUACUGCAAUAUGCUUAAAAAGCUUCCAAGGGCUGUGGUUAAGUUAAAGAAGGUCGAAACACUAUUACUAGAUGGUUGCAAUCUCGGAGAAUUUCCAAUCGAUAUGAAUUUACCAGAAAUGGUCAUACCUAGAGAUUUCAGGUCCUUUGUGGUUUCUUUAUCGAGUUCAUUAGCUUGCUUGUCACUUAAAAACAAUAAUUUGUGCAAUGAAUCCUUUCCAAUGGAUUUUAGUAGCCUAUCCAUGUUGAAGGAGUUAUAUUUAGAUGGCAAUUCAAUCAUGUCCCUGCCCAACUGUGUGAGAAGCCUCCCAAGGCUUGAGAAACUUAGCAUGGAAAAGUGUCUUAUGCUGAAGACAUUCGAGCAAUAUCCUCCAUGUACACUAAAAGAAUUGAAAUUUGAUAGAUGUCAUUCAUUACAGAAAAUUGUAUUUGAUAAAGAGAUGUCCCCACUCACGUUUAGUAUGAAUCCAUGCUGUACAUCAGAUUCACGUGAUGUGAUUGAAGGAAUGUUGAAAGUCGACGCUAUGAAGCUUGUUCCGAAAGAGGUAGUAUGUGGUUUGGGCUGGACUAAUUUAGAGUCCGUAAACGAACAACAGAUGGUUUAUGAAUUUGGGAUCUUCAGCACAAUUUAUGGGGGGGAGGAGCUUCCAAAUUGGAUUAGUGAUCACAUAAGCGAGGAGUCAUCAAUAUCGUUUAACAUCCCAUCAUCUUCUCACAAGCUUAGAGGAUUGAAUUUCUGCUAUGUGUUUAUGGCUCGACUUCCCUAUUACCUUUAUCUGCCAAGAAUCAUAAUUAGUAAUAAAACGAAGAACCACACGUGGAUAUACCACCGUUAUAGUUACCAUGUUAUGCCCCAUGCAGAGUGUGAAAUACUUUUGAGCCAUUGGAUGUUUGGGAAGAAUGAGAUGGAAGAUGGUGACCAAAUCAUGAUUACCAUAUCAAAGGGGGAUGUAAAUGGUAUAAGGAAGUGUGGUGUGAGUCUCGUCUAUGAUGAUGAUCAGGUAAAAAUGGAAGAAGAAGAUCCGUUGAGUGAUUACAAGUUGUGGAAUCAUAUUAUUGGUGGCAAUCUCUCUCCUUUUCAAACUACUCCAGGAGAAUACAUCCUAGACGUCAGACGCUUUUUCUGUGGAACUGGUUUUCAGGAUGUUAACAUUAUGAAGGGGAAUCAAAGAACGUUCAACGCUCACUUCCUUGCUGGUCUCCUUCAAAGCACAACAUAUUCCCCAUUUGUUCGAUUCCAAAAUUACCAAAAGAACUUUGCUGGGAAAUCGUAACAGUUUCUUCUCCAUGAUUUCUUGUUACUAAAUUUUAGAAACAAACCAUGAGUUACAAGUGUUGGAACUAGGAAGGAUUGUAUCAGCUAGCAGGUAUGAACUUGUUGCAUUUGUUGCAGAUAGUCAAUGUAAAUGGAUUAGUGGAUUUGCAGG